Molecule: messenger RNA, 2106 nt
Organism: Triticum aestivum (bread wheat)
Lineage: Eukaryota; Viridiplantae; Streptophyta; Magnoliopsida; Poales; Poaceae
Product: F-box protein At3g57590
Exons: 6
Molecular function (GO): protein binding
Source: RefSeq, a predicted model, not a curated record
AGAAAGAACUUGUUCCUCUUGGGCGAAACCCCGGAGCCGCCAGAAGGGGUCGAAGAGCUGACGAGGGGGGAAGCGGCGGGAAAUCGUUUCACCGUCAAGCGGAGAGCCCUCCCAUCCCAAUCCAAUGGCGGCGACGGCGGAGCUCGUCUGAUCCGAAUCGCGCUCAAGGGUUUGGUAUUUCAGCUGCUUCGGCAUUGGGUGCUCACUGUGGUCACUGAAGAAACCAAAUCAAUGAAGCAAAUAAAUGAGAAAUGCAUCAUAAACCACCUCCCAGGGGACCUCGUUGAGCGGGUGUUUUUCGGACUUCCAGUGAGCACUCUGUUGACGUGCGUCGGAGUCUGCAAGCACUGGCACAACAUCAUCCGGGAUCCACAGUUUGUUGCAUUGCACCUCCAGUGUGCGCCAAGUUAUGCCCUUCUGUUCUUCCCGUCAGGUUUGGUUUCAGGCAAGCACUACCCUAGUGAUGCUGUCCUAAUUGAUGAAGCCUGGUCGCCAUCGACAUAUAUAGUGCCAGUGAUUGGGCCUGGUGAUUUUCUUUUUGGUUCAUGCAAUGGCCUUCUUGGCUUAUACACAAAGACAUCAACGAUCAAGAUAGCUAACCUUGCAACUGGUGAAUGUCUACAUCUUGGGAAACCUGUGAAGAAUCUGAAAGGUGAUAAUUUCUGUUUCUAUAGCUUUGGAUUUCAUCCCGUGACAAAAGAAUACAAGAUUACACACUUCCUUGGUGAUUGCAUUAAUGGUCGCCCCCAUAAUAAAGACAGGUUCAACAUCAUUCAAGUUUACACGCUUGGUGAUGAGAAAUGGAAAGAUAUCCGAACUCCAGAAGCUCUUAGCUUGAUCAGUGUGAGAAACUCUGGAGUUGUCAAUGUUGAUGGAAAAAUGUAUUGGUUAACUGAAGACAUGUCAGCUAGCUGGCAGCAUGCAGUUAUGUCCUUUGAUAUCAGGGAAGAAAGUUUUGCAAUGAUACAACUGCCAGCAGCACGCGAAGAUCAUGAUUACUAUGGUUCUCGUAAGUUCUUGAUCAGAGAUAUAGAUGGGAAAAUAUGUAUAGUGACUGCUCAAACUAGUCGUUAUGAUGCCAGAACUCUUGUCGGUGAGCUGCAGAUCUGGGCACUUGACAACAUGGUAGAGCAAAGGUGGAGCCAGAAGUACAACAUUAAGUACCCACCAGAUUAUAUUCUGGGUCCACGUUUUGUUCACAGGGAUAGGAUCCUCACACAACGCGGCCGCAAUAACGUAUGUUCGUACGAGUUGCUUGGUGAGAACUUCGAGAUUGAUUCAAGUAAGAUGGUGAAGCUGUUAGAUUUCAGUCCCUGCAGGCACAACUUGCAAUCUCACAACUGUGUGAAGUCACUUGUACGUUUAGAUGUAUACAAGAAUGCUAAAAUUGUGUGUAGGCCAAAACAGUGGGAAGGCUGGGAAUUGAACAAGUGGGAGGCGUGGGAGCGUGGGCUCUCUGAGAAUGAAAAAUUGUGCAGUGUCAUUCACCAAGUUGAGCUUAAUGGAAUUGCAUGUGCACAACAAAAUGGCAUAUGGUUCAAUGAGAUACUGCAACAUAUAUUGGAUGAUGCGAUUCGACGGGAAAUAGGCAUGAAAAUUAAUCAAAUAUUUCCAAACUUUCCAGACCAGCAGACAAGACCCCUCCGGCAUCUUAAUUGUGUGGCACAGAAGCUGGAUCAGGACAAUUUAAUUGCUCGUAUUAAUAAUAGUAAGACUAUUAUAAAGGCUAUGAUGCAGACAACAAAUAGUAUCUUUGACAUGAUUGAUAGUGCUGUAGAUGACCAGAUUGGUGCUUCAAGUUCAAAUGCUGGCAUUUCUUCUCAGAAUCACAGCGAGGGCGAUGACACGAAGACUUGAUACUUGAGAGCUUAUCGUCAUUCUUCUCAGCCUACUAAGGCUGUUAUUCAACUCUUGCUUCUUUUUACCGUUGAGGGACUUGUUAGCUCUUUCGCCUGUAGAGCAGUUAUUUCUGCAGUACCACCGUUAUGUUUUCUCCAUUUCAAUUUAUUGCACUUGGACCUGAUUAAAAAUAUUGGUCUGUUUGAGACACUGAAGAAUUUGCGUACUGAAAGACCUUUGAUCAGAAGAUCCAAACCAGGUUCCUGA